Molecule: messenger RNA, 970 nt
Organism: Oppiella nova
Lineage: Eukaryota; Metazoa; Arthropoda; Arachnida; Sarcoptiformes; Oppiidae
Source: the annotation of a GenBank genome assembly
GCGUUACAUCAAAAACAGUACACUCUUUGACGAACUCGUGUCGGCGGCCAAUGCGGGCCAACACACCAAACACGUCAUCGGAGGUAACGCUCCGAUAAUGGCCUCGCGUUUCGCCAAAGAAGGCAUCGGAGAAGUGUUAUUAGCGGCACAGAUGUCACCACAACUCCAGAAGCUGUUGCCAUCGGAUGUGAUGCUGAGUACCCCUCAUCUGACUAAAGAUGAGUUCCAUUUACUGCUGGAAUACCCUUUGGACGAGAACUGGGACGACAAGUACGUGAGUCCACGCGCUAAUCGAUUCAUUGUCCACAACGACCACAAGAACCCACUUCUGGCCUCUUUGGACACCUUCUAUGAGAAGACGGCGGCCUUCAGACCUGAUUUAGUGAUUGUGAGCGGCCUUCAAAUGAUGGAUAACUUUCCCAUUGAUUUCGAAGUUCGCAGACAACGGAUCCAAGUGUUGAGACAAUCGUUGAUUGAUUUGCGAACCAAUGACCCGAAAGUGCGGAUUCACUUCGAAAUGGCCUCCUUUUCGGAGGAGAUCCUACUCAAGACUAUCACCGAAACGAUAUUUCCAAUCGUCGACAGCAUUGGACUCAAUGAACAAGAAGUCAACAAUUUAUAUAAUCUCUACACUUAUGGCAACAUAUCGUUCGUCUCGGAUCCCUAUCCAAGAGUUGCACUCGUUUUGGACCAAAUGAGACAUUUGUACUCAAUGUUGAACAGUGAGAGCACCGGUAGAUUAACGCGAAUACAUGUGCACACACUUGCCUUUCAAGCAAUUCUGGCUAAAAAGGGCUCAAAUUGGAAGGCAUUGAUGGCCAGCAGUGCGAAGGCAGCCCUCACUGCACACAGACAUACGUGUGGCUCAGAAGUGAUUGACGUAAACAAAGCCAAACUCAUUGUCGACGAGUCCUUCUCGACCACCCGUUCCGAUAGUAAUAAACGAAGGAUUGGUUUUGACGCCAAGAAU